Peronospora belbahrii is the source of this 1083-nucleotide messenger RNA. The record is from the annotation of a GenBank genome assembly. NCBI's taxonomy places the organism in Eukaryota, Oomycota, Peronosporomycetes, Peronosporales, Peronosporaceae.
AUGAAUUCGACCUUACAACACUUAUGUCUUGGAUCAGAUAAGCUUGGAGAUGAAGCUGUGAAAGUCUUGUGCACUGGUUUGGCUCGGAAUCCGCACUCGGGACUACAGAAUUGGGACUUGGAAUUCAAGUCACUUGGCGUCGAUGGAGCAUCGGCCAUUGGAGAGCUGCUUGCAAUUAACAACGUACUGACGACGUUGACGUUGUCACGUAAUCAGAUUGGAGACGAAGGCAUGAAAAAGUUGACAAAAGGGUUGAGUGACAAUGUGGAGACGAAAAUGACGGAGCUGAAUGUGACGGAUGUAGGCAUUUCUGGAACUGGACUGGACCAUUUAGCAGCCUUGAUAGCAAGCGACAAGUGUUCAUUGACGACGUUGCAGCUGUCAUUUAAUUCGUUGACCGGUGCAACGUCUGCAUUUUUUGAUGCGCUGGCAAAGAACAAGUCGGUGAAGAAGCUGCAGUUGAAAGAGUGCAAGUUGAUGGAGAAACACGUAGCUGCAUUUGCUUGUGCAUUGAAACAAAACUCGACGUUGAGAGAGAUUGAUCUGUCGGACAAUGAACUGACUACAAUUGCGUGUGCUUCGCUGGCAGAGGGGCUUCGUGACAAUACGACCUUAGAGAUUCUACGUCUUAGUAACAACAGGUGCCAGGAUGACGGUGCUGUACUUCUUGCAGAGGUAUUGGCGACGGACAAUAUGACGCUUAGAUAUCUUGAUAUGAGCAAUAAUGGACUCACAAGCAGCAGUAUGACGUUGCUAUUGAAAGCCAAGUCCAUCACGCAGUUGCACCUGUUUAACAAUAAGCUUGGUGACGGUUUGAGUGAGGUGUUGCCUGUAUUAUUGACCAACUCGAUCAUUGAAACCUUAGGCGUGGGUGUCAACCAGCUGCAUGAAGGACUGAGCGUCAUGCUCUUCGAUGCGCUACAUACGCACCCGUCCCUUAAGACACUCGAGAUGGGAGGCAACACGCUCGGCAAAGAAGGACACGCAGCUCUUGACAAGCUGAAAGAGGCUAACAGUACGCUGGAUGUUGCAGUUGACAGAAAUGCGCAGAAUGAGGAUGGCAGCUUCGACUUCCAAAAGUAG